Molecule: messenger RNA, 1281 nt
Organism: Ordospora colligata OC4
Lineage: Eukaryota; Fungi; Microsporidia; Ordosporidae
Product: DNA helicase TIP49
Exons: 1
Coding region: 1-1281 (426 amino acids)
Biological process (GO): chromatin remodeling; box C/D snoRNP assembly; regulation of transcription by RNA polymerase II
Cellular component (GO): R2TP complex; NuA4 histone acetyltransferase complex; Ino80 complex
Molecular function (GO): ATP hydrolysis activity; ATP binding; DNA helicase activity
Source: RefSeq, a predicted model, not a curated record
AUGGUCAAAAGCAGUAAUGUGGCUGUUCAUAGCCAUAUCAAGUCACUUGGACUAGACGAGCAUGGGAUUCCUAUCAAGGUUGCGAAUGCGGUUGUUGGUAACGACAACGCAAGAGAGGCUGCUGGCUUAAUUGUUGAUAUGGUGAAGUCAAGGAAAAUGGCUGGAAAAGCAGUUCUGAUAUCUGGUCCGAUUGGCUGUGGAAAAACUGCACUUGCUGUUGGAAUCAGCUGCGAGCUUGGGCCAGAAACACCAUUUACCACCAUGAGCGGAAGCGAGAUGUAUUCGAGUGAGAUAAAAAAAACUGAGGUUUUGCAGGAAGCACUGAGAAGAUCGAUUCUGGUGAAAAUCAGGGAACUGAAGGAUAUAUACGAAGGCGAGAUUGUUGAACUAAAGAUUGUUGACGAAGACAAUCCUCUGUGCUCGUAUUCCAAGAAGGUCAAGGAAAUGUUCAUCACCUUGAAAACAACAAAAGAAUCUAAAAGACUAAAGCUUUCUCCAAUGCUUCAUGAGCAGAUAGACAAACAGAAAAUAAUCAGUGGAGAUGUUGUGUACAUCGAGAUGUCAUCUGGAAUCAUCAAAAAGCUUGGAAGAAGCGAAGCACAUAUGAACGACUUUGAUCUGGAGGCUGAUGCUUAUGUGCCGAUUCCAAAAGGCGAGGUUCAGAAGAGAAAAGAGGUUAUUCAGUCUGUAACACUUCACGACCUUGAUAUGGCAAAUGCUAAGCCUUCUGGACAAGACAUGCUCUCUCUUGUAUUUCGAAUCCUCAAUCCAAAGAAAAGUGAAAUAACAGACAGACUCCGUGGAGAUGUCAACAGAAUGGUAAAUGAAUACAUGGAGAGGGGGAAUGCAGAUGUAAUCCCCGGUGUUUUGUUUAUUGACGAGGUUCAUAUGCUUGAUAUUGAAUGCUUUACAUUUCUACACAAGGUGCUUGAAUCGCCCCUCAGCCCAACAAUUAUUUUUGCAUCCAAUAAGGGAGACGAGUUGAUCAGAGGAAGUGACGGGGUUGCUGGAUGCUUUGGAAUAACAAAGGAUUUGCUUGACAGAGUGGUUGUCAUAAAUAUCAGCGGAAAUGAUGCAGAGUCAAAUAAGGAAAUACUGCGAAUGAGAAUGAAUGAAGAAGGACUUGAAAUGGAUGAAAAUGCAUUUGAUGUAUUUGCAAAGCUCAGUGUUUCAAGAAGUUUGAGAUAUUGCACAAGCCUUGUUCCACUUCUGAAGACUUAUGGGAAAGUUAUUGCAGUUGAAGAUGUGGAAGAGAUAAGCACGCUUUUCCAAGAUGAUUGA